GAGUGAGCGAACGAGUGAGAGUUUCUGCUGCUCAGCCCGAAGCUGGCCAAGAAAAAUAAUUAAAGCAAAUACGAAUGGAAUUUGUUGAUAUUGCUAUCGUUUUGUUGAUGCAGAACUAGCUCGCGGCUGGCAACGAGAAGAAUAUAAUUCAGGAAAACUCCUCCGCCAGUGCCUGAGAUUGAACGGCACACGCGAGCCUUUGUGCGCAACUGCAGGUACGUCAAGAUGCGUCAGUUUAACAUCUCGGUCAUUGGACUAUCCGGGACCGAAAAGGACCGCGGCCAGGUGGGCGUGGGCAAGUCAUGCUUGUGCAACAGAUUCAUGCGGCCAAUGGCCGACGACUACUUCAUCGAUCACAUAUCAGUGCUCAGCCAGAGCGACUUCAGCGGCCGGAUCGUAAACAAUGACCACUUCCUGUACUGGGGAGAUGUCCGUAAGACGACGGACGAGGGCGUCGAGUACCAAUUCAACAUUAUUGAGCAGACCGAGUUCAUGGACGACUCCACCUUUCAGGCCUUUAAGGUGGGCAAGAUGGAUCCAUACUCAAAGCGCUGCACCGCCACCAAGGUCUUCUCCGCGGAGAAACUGAUGUAUAUAUGCAAGAAUCAGCUGGGCAUCGAGAAGGAGUACGAGCAAAAGGUGAUGCCCGAUGGCCGCCUCAGUAUAGAUGGCUUCGUGGUUGUGUUCGACGUCAGUCCCGUCCCCAAUCGCAGUGUCGAGAAGCAGGUGGAGUUUGUGCAGAAUGUCAUCGCCAGCAUUCUGAAGAACAAGAAGCCGCUAGUGCUGGUGACCACAAAAAAUGACGAUGCCUAUGAGCUUUAUGUUCGCGAGGCGGAAAAGAUUAGCCAGCGGAAGGACUACAAGAGCACUGUGCAACUGAUCGAGACAUCGGCCCAUGAGAGCAUCAACAUCGAUCUGGCCUUCCUCCUGCUCGCCCAGAUGAUCGACAAGGUUAAGAACCGGGUUAAGAUUAUCUCGUACCAGGAAUCGGCCAAGUCACGCAAGGAACUGCUCGACACACGCUCCGAGGCGGUGACGCGACUGAUCCGCAAUCAGAUCACCGAUUACCACGUCCUCUGGUCGCAGGGCUCCAAGAUGCUGUCGCAGUAUCGCGAAUGGAACGAGUUCCUUAACAUCUUUGGCCACGAGGCCGGCCAGAAGCUCUUCCGCCGUCACAUGAAGAAGCUGCGCGACGAUCAUCUGAACAAGAAACUGCUGCAGUAUUUGGACAAGUUUGCAUUGGCCUUGGAAUACCUGCUGCCGGACAUUGGGGCGCUCAAUAUCAGCGACGACGAUGCGUGGGAGUGUGCCCGCAAUUAUCUGCAAAACCACAUUGAGUUUGAGCAGUACUUCUUCGAGUGCCCGCAGGCCUCGUGGACGGAGCUGGUGGAUAUGGACGAGGCCGAGGAUGAGGCGCGCAUUCCGUUCGAUGUGCUGGAGACAUCCGAGGCGGAAACAGUCUUCCGUAACUAUUUGAAUUCGGUGCAGCAGGACAAGAAGAAAAUUGGGUGGAAGCAGCAGUUCAAGAUGCUACUGGAGGAGUCUGGUUUUGUGACGCCCGGCAAACAACUGUCCGAGGUGCGAGUCCUGUUCAUGGGCCGUGAGUGUUUCGAGGCUCUGUCGGAGCACGACUGCCAACAGAUCUAUGAUAUCCAUCAGGAUGAGAUCAUUGAGAAGAGCAAACAAAACUUUGUGGAGCUACUGCUGGAGCAUGCCCAGUACUUUCUGCAAUUCAAGAACGUGGACAAUAUCACGCAGGAGGAUGUGCGUCAGAUAACAGAGGUCAUUCAGGAGGAUUCGCGCUACAAGAUGCUCGAUCGCUUGGAUCAGGAGCGGCGCCUAAUGCUCGUCCAGCAUCUGCGCUUCAUCCACUGCCCCGUCCGCGAUCACUGUCCGUUCUUUUACAACUGCGUCGACGGGUUGAUCGAGGAGGUGCUCUCCGACAAAUCGGCCAGCAACCACAAGACACCGAGUGUCGGUGGCGGCUGGAAAAGCUCAUCCUCAGGCAGCGGCACAGACCGCACGCUCAAUCUAUUGAUUGUCGGCUCGGAGCAUCUGGCCAGCGAUCUACUUAACGACAUACGCAUCUGCACCGGCAGCAAGGGCGAGUACAUCUACGAGAAUCAGACGUACUAUCUCAACUAUCGCAUUGCCAACGGUGACAUGGAGGCCUUCAAGGCCAUCGAUGUCUACUCAAGUGGCUUGAUCUGCGUAUACUCCAACCAGCAGUCCUUUGAAACGCUCAAGGAUAACCUGGAGCGUACACUGCUCUGUAACCUAGAGCUGGAGGAUAAAUUUGAGAACCUGCCGAUUGUUCUGGUCUAUCAGCCGCAGGAUCUUAAGGAGAACGAGGUGGAGUACCUGCGGAAUGAGGGCAUCCGUCUGUCCGAGAUGCUGCACUGUGACUUUAUCGAUCAUACGCAGAAUCAUCAGAAGUACGUCUACGAUAUACUCAACAUUGUCAUCCUGUCGCUGAAGCUGACCGAGAUGAAGAGCUACGAACCGUAUCCCUCCAAUCACACAGACUUGCGCAUAUUGUGCUGCAUCUUCUGUGGCGAUCAGUAUGACAUUGAGAACAUUGUCCAGCCACUGGUGGCGGAAUCGACGCUGGUCAAGGCCAGCGAGCACUCCAUUAUCGUGGACGUUUUCAUUGGCGAUGCCAAGCGGCGAGUGGAGUUCAUACUGUCGUCAUAUCAUGGCACUAGCCAGUAUCGCGAUGAGCUAAUCCAUGGCUACAUUUACUUUUAUUCGGCCAAGCGCCGCUCAUCGCUGGCCAAUCUUAGCCUUUUGGCAGCGCAGAGUGCCAACAUUCCAUUGCAAAUCAUCGCGGUGACGGAGAGCGGCGGUGUUAAUGCGUUUUUCAACAGCGAUAUUUGCCAAUUUCUGAUUACCGAGGGCAAUGCGGUGGCCGAUCGCUUCAAGGGCAGCUUCAUGACCUUUUCGGCGGAUCAGUAUGUCAAGUUUGCCUUUUAUAAUCCAUUCCUGAAGACCGCCUGGGAUAACAAGUACGAGGUGGAGAAUUUGCAUGUGGAGGAGUCAAUUACAUUGGAUUCGGGCGAGGGAACGCUGGAGAACUCGGUUAACCAGAUGCCACGCCCGCCGCCGCGCCACGAGAGCUAUAUGCUAUCGAAUACUCUGGGAACGGAUGGUUCCGGCAGUGAGAAUUAUGAAAUGCUUCCUACCCGAUCUCUCAACUCAUUAAAUGAAGAAAGAGAUAUAUCAUUAGAUGAAAUCUACGAUGACAACGAAAAGCCAAAGCAUCUGCAUCAAAGAUUCCAGAUAUUCCCUCCUCCAACAACUCCUCCAGAGCCAGCCCCUCCAGAUCAUCAGCUCAUUACAUGCACAUAUAAGAGUCAAUUCGUUUCGGCUUCAGAAUCAAGUUUGGAAGAAAUAACAUCGGAUGUUAGCGGGUCCAAGGAUUCACUGGCCACCCAUGAUGCAGAGUGGCUAGAGGACAAGAGUGAUGGGCGACGCAACAUGAACAAGAACUCCAUAUGGAACAACUUUAGCGGCUCGACGCACGCCUAUACCACUGGCCGGCGACACAUCGACUCCAAUCUGAACAAGAUCCGGCCAAAGGGACCGAGCCAAACGUUAAAAGUGGGCGAGGCGCCCAGCCGCAACUGCCCGGCCAUGAGCUCCUCCACCUUUACACUGCCCACCCAGCAGCCGGGAAAGCUCAAUAUGAAGAACUUCCAAUUGGUCAGCGAUGCGGUGGCCAAAAUGAAUUUUACGGGCUCGGGCUCUGGCUCCGGAUCAGGCUCCGGCUCGGGGAGCACCGGCCUCGGCCUGGGCCUGGGCAGUGGCAGCAUGGCAGACUCGUAUUUGGGAGCCUGUGAGCCUGGCGAUGGCAAGGAUGGCAAGCGAUAUGAUCACGCCCAGCUUGAUGGCGAGGACGAGGACUCCGAGGAGCUGGCCGAGUACGAGCAGAUCUAUGAGAACGAAGACUGCACCGAAUCGGACAGCUGUGCCAGUUCCACGGAGCGACGGGUGCGCCAGCAGAAUGCUGCCUAUUACAAGGCCAGCAGCAAGAAGCCGGUGGCAGCCAAGAAGCAGAAGAAAAAGAAGGUGGCCAUACCAGUGCAGACACCACGUGUUCCUCCGUUUGGCUCCUAUGUGAGUCCACCGGAGAUUCCGCUGCAUUAUCAGCGCAUGGCCGUUGGCGGCGGCGGCGGUCCAGGUGAGAGAAAGAAACCCGAGGGCGUCGGCGUGCCCGAGUUUAUGAAAAGCGACAAGUCGCCAGAGUACUCCAUGGUGCCAGAGCUGGCGGCAGCUGGAAUCUUCGGGGCAGAGAAUCUGCCCGAGUACAACAUGAAUGCCAAGUGCUUGAAGGACUUUGAGAAGCUGGAAAAGCGGCGCAUCAAGGAGGAGACGGCACGACUGCGCAAGCUUCAGGAGAAAGAGAAGGAGCAGGAGAAGAAGCUCAAGCGCAAGCUCAAGCAGAAUGCCAAGGGGCAAACCGAAUCGGCAGAGGCGCAAUUUGGCAAGCUGAUGAUAAGCUCCGACAAGGAUGAGACACCCAUUUUCCUCAACAAGUGCGUGGAGUUCAUCGAGAAGGAGGGCCUCGAUUCCGAGGGGAUUUAUCGAGUUCCCGGUAGCAGGGCGCAUGUCGACAUGCUCUUCCAGCGCUUCGAAGAGGAUGCCAACACCGAGAUCGAUUCUCUGGACAUUCCCGUCAAUGCAGUGGCCACCGCUUUGAAGGACUUCUUCUCGAAGCGCCUGCCGCCGCUGUUCAGCAAGGAUAUCAUCAAGGAGCUGGAGGAGAUUGCCGGUUCCCGUGGCGUUGGCAAUUCCAAGCUAAAUGUGGAGGUCAAGACCGACCGGAGUUGCCGCUUGAUAGCUUUAAAGUCGCUUCUCCAGAAGCUGCCGCACAUUAACUUUGCCAUACUCAAAUAUAUAUUCCAGCAUUUUGUGCACGUCUCGGACAACUCAAAGCUAAACAGCAUGGACAGCAAGAACUUGGCCAUUUGCUGGUGGCCCACACUCAUACCCAUCGACUUCACCGACAUGGGCCACUUUGAGCAGCUGCGUCCGUAUCUGGAGGACAUUGUCCAGACAAUGAUCGAUCAGUUUCCGUAUCUGUUCUGCGGCAAAGAUGCCUUUGUCAUGGUCUAGAAUUGGAAUGUCACCUGGAAGCCAAAACGAGAUAGCUAGAUUCAAUGUGCAUGUGUGUGUGUGUUUGUGUGUGUGUGUGUGUGUCUGCAUGUGUGAGUGCCAUUUGCCAAGUUUAGGUGCGAGAGUGCCAGGGUCCAUGCAUGUGUGAGUGGGGAUCAGCGAGAAGGGUCCUGUUAGCAAUAUAAUUGAGUAUUGGGUUAAAAGUAACGAGUGACGAGUAUCAAGUAAGCGAGGAUUCAAGAGCUAGAAGCGAAAUCGAGAGAAAGUGAAGGCAGCCCAUCGAUCGAUCGAUUCAUUCAAAUGAGGAUCAGCAGCCAGGCAUACAUAUAUACAUAUUAAUAUUUAAUAAUAGUAUAUAGAUGUGGGACUUGUGUGUGUGUGUGUGUCUUUUACGUGUCUGUGUGCGUGU
Messenger RNA from Drosophila kikkawai, 5524 nucleotides. NCBI's taxonomy places the organism in Eukaryota, Metazoa, Arthropoda, Insecta, Diptera, Drosophilidae. The record is from RefSeq and is a predicted model, not a curated record.